CGGCUGUGUGCCGUCACUCCUGCCGGAGAACCGGUUCGUCCAGUUCAAAAAACAAAAAAUGGAACCGCAAACUAUUUGGAGAACUCGAGUGACGGAGAGCAGAAUCGAGGAGAGCAGCGGAGCGCAGAGCCGGUUCCAUCACACAAAGGUUCUUCAGUGCCGUUGAUGCUUUCAUUACACAAAAGGACAGAUGUAAUGGCUCACCAAUCCAGAAGCGGAGCUGGAUUCACUUCAAAAGACCAACGAGUACCUUUCGAAAACCUCUGAAAACAUUCGUCUGCUCUCAAACCCUCAGACUUUAAACGACUGUACGUAAAUAGCGGCACAAAUAGUCCCCCGGACGUAAUGCUGGACAACACGAAGACUUACGUCGAACUGGGUGUCGCCAAGCUGGAGAACGUCCCCGAAGCCCUGAAACCUCGCCAGUCGCGCCUCGGAGGCGGUCGAGAUCCCGAUGAGGAGAGCUCCACAAACGCACUCAACACAAGCACUUCUUCCUCUCCAAACGCCUCAGAAAGUGCCGAACCCGACGUCAUCGACAGGAGAUUUAGUUUGGCGACCGUCUCGGAGACGUCCAGGACUUCCAAUGCCACCGUCGAGGGUUCUCAAAGCUCUCGGAGCAGGUUCCUCGUGGGUCCCGCCGACGCCGACGAGCUGCAGGAAUCCCAGCGGAGCUGCGGGUGUGUGGUGUCGUUCCCGUACUGUCUGGAGGAGACGCCGCUAAUGGUGUCGGGACUGCUCCUGACGGUCCUCUUCUGCGUGACCAUCAUCGUCAUCAUCCCGUCCACCGGCAGGAACCUGGUCACUCACGUGGCGGCGUUCGCAGUGGUGUGUGUGGUGGUGUGUGUCUGCGUGGCUCUUCUGGCGUGUUUGCCGUGUUUGCCGGUGCUUCGGCGGGGAGAAACGCCACUCGCGCUUUUCAUCUGGUCUCUGCUCCUCAUCAUCGCCUUCGUGUUCGUCUUCACCGGAGGAGUCGUCACCCCCUGGGACCAG
Molecule: messenger RNA, 993 nt
Organism: Pimephales promelas (fathead minnow)
Lineage: Eukaryota; Metazoa; Chordata; Actinopteri; Cypriniformes; Leuciscidae
Source: RefSeq, a predicted model, not a curated record